Ipomoea nil (Japanese morning glory) is the source of this 720-nucleotide messenger RNA. RefSeq lists its product as uncharacterized. The record is from RefSeq and is a predicted model, not a curated record. The transcript is spliced from 2 exons. NCBI's taxonomy places the organism in Eukaryota, Viridiplantae, Streptophyta, Magnoliopsida, Solanales, Convolvulaceae. The coding region runs from base 1 to 720 and encodes 239 amino acids.
AUGACCGACAGAUCUGUCAAUUCCUAUAAACGGAUCGUUUCUGAUGUUAGUCUCUCAUCGGUUACUUCAACUGUGACCACCCUCUCCAACGCUAAUCACUUUAUCAGUGUCAAACUGACUUAUCGGAACUUCGUAUUUUGGAGGCCUCAAGUUGUUCAUUUUCUCAACGGGAAUGACCUAAUGGGUUUCAUCGACGGAUCAAAUCCUUGCCCGCCGACCAUGAUCUCGUCCGGCGAGGAGGGGGCUUAUGCUCUUGGCAAUCGAGCAUCACCCAUCCGUGCAGUGUGGACUGCCGUCACCUCUGCCCUCGACUCCUCAUCUCAAUCUCGCUCGUUGAACCUCAUCGGGCAGCUCCAGACGCUUCAACAGGGUGACGUCUCCAUCGCCGAUUACAUCGGCCGAGCCCAGGUUCUGAUAGAAGACCUUACCCUCGUUGGCCGACAUGUUCCUCUCGUUGAGCAAAAUCUAUAUAUCUUCCGGGGGUUGAGGCCCGAGUUCCGGAGUCUUGUCUCUUCUCUCAACGUCCGGGGAACGCCGGUCACGCUUCAUGAGCUCUCGGAUAUCCUCGGUGCCGAAGAGUUCGUUACCGGCAGUAGUGGCUCCGGGCAGAACGGCGGGCAGUCCCGUGGCAUUGGAGGAGGCCAUCGCGGCAAUGGUGGCCUGGUUGCAGCGGUUGGAACGACAAACACCAACCUAAAUGUCAACUUUGUGGGAUACUAG